AUGUUCAACACCACCUUUACCUCUAUAUCUUAUGUGGCUCUAGCACUGGCGAGUGGCUCAUUCGCUAUCAAUGCAAAACGUGGUCUGGCGUUUGCUGAUUCUAACAAUGCUGGUGAUAUCGCUGUCGCCAAUAACGCCCAGGUCUCUUGGGUAUAUGACUGGGGCAGUACCGCGCCGAGCUAUCUGGAAAACACAGGCAUGAACUACAUUCCCAUGCAAUGGGGUGCAGACGAUGCCGAGAAUUUUGCGGCUGCGGUGCUGGCUCAAAAAGCAAAGACAAUCUUAGGUUUCAACGAACCUGACCUUUGUUCCCAGUCGAAUAUUACACCUGUGGCUGCCGCGUCAUUGUGGAUGCAGUACAUACAACCUCUGAAGAAAAACGACGUCCGGCUCGGUGGCCCGGCUGUGUCCAAUGGACCAUCAGGAACCCCCUGGUUAUCUCAGUUCUUGGGAAACUGCACUGAAUGCACGUUUGAUUUCAUACCUCUUCAUUGGUACGGUGAAGGCCUUAACAAUUUUAAAAACUACGUCUGGUCGUUCCAUGGCAAAUUCUCUUCCUGUCCAUUGUGGGUUACGGAAUUUGCAUCUACUUCUUCGAAUGUUAGUGAGGUGGAAGACUUUGGCAUUCAAGCAACAAAUUUUCUUGAUGGGCUGGAUUGGAUUGGAGGGUAUGCCUGGUUCGCAUUCUACGUAAGUAUGAUCGGACACGUUUUCCGCAGAACAUGA
This is a messenger RNA of Suillus paluster, 726 nucleotides long. RefSeq lists its product as uncharacterized. The record is from RefSeq and is a predicted model, not a curated record. The coding region runs from base 1 to 726 and encodes 241 amino acids. Gene Ontology annotation, cellular component: fungal-type cell wall. NCBI's taxonomy places the organism in Eukaryota, Fungi, Basidiomycota, Agaricomycetes, Boletales, Suillaceae. Gene Ontology annotation, biological process: fungal-type cell wall polysaccharide metabolic process. The transcript has 3 exons.